ACCAUAAAAAAAAGGGUUCUAGAAAGCGGGAGAAGCAUUUUGAGUAGUCAACCGCAGCAUGGCAGGAGGAGCGCGGGCGGUGUUCGCUUGUUUAGCGGUGGUGAUUUCAGCCGUGUCCGUUUCGCUGGGACAGAGUACGUCUCAAGGAUUCCAGGUGCAGUUUUCUCAUCAGCACAGAGAGGUGGAGUACGAGGGGUAUGACGGCUGGUACAACAACCGCGCACACCCCGAGUGGGGCAUCGCAGACAGUCCUCUGACGAGGCGUCUCCCGUCCCACUACCGUGACGGCGUGUACCAGCCGUCGGGCGGGGACCGGCCCAACCCCCGCACACUGAGCGAGCUCACCAUGAAGGGGCUGACGGGAAACGGAUCGUACCGCAACCGGAGCGCCCUGCUCACCUUCUUCGGCCAGCAGGUAGUUGAGGAAGUUCUGGACGCCCAGCGGCCGGGCUGUCCCGUGGAGUACUUCAACAUCCCCAUCCCGAGGGGAGACCCAGACUACGACCCGGACUCACGCGGCGGCAGGGAGCUCCCCUUCCUCCGGUCCCGGUACGACAUGGGGGUGACCGGGUACUCUCCGAACAACCCUCGGCAACAGUUAAAUGAGAUCACCCCCUACCUUGACGGAGGACUGAUGUACGGAGUGACCAAGGCCUGGGCGGACGCACUCAGGUUGUUCAGUGAGGACCGACCAGGGCGACUCAUGUCGUGCGGUGACCAGGGCCAUGCGGACUGCGGAGAUCUCUACCCCGCCUACAACACCCUGGGUCUUCCCUUCGCCAACCCGCCCCCACCGAGGGACCACGUACUCAAACCGUCCUACCGCUUCUUCAAAAUCGGCAACCCCCGUGGGAAUGAGAACCCGUUCCUGCUGGCGUUCGGGAUCCUGUGGUUCCGCUGGCACAACUUCCUGACCGGGCAGAUCCACCAGCAGUUCCCGGACUGGAACGACGAGAAGGUCUUCAACGAGGCUCGGAAGUGGGUCAUCGCCUCUCACCAGAAAAUAGUCCUGUAUGACUGGCUUCCAGCCUUUUUAGGAGAAGACCCUGCGAAUUACACAGGUUACAAGUCGUCUGUACAUCCGGGCAUCACACACGUGUUCCAGUCUGCCGCCAUGAGGUGGGGUCAUACCAUUGUGCCGCCGGGGGUGUACAGGCGCAGCAAAGUUAGGUCAGACGGGACGUGUGCCUGGCGCAGCACCACGGCCUUCACCAGUCCCCACACGGGCGGCACGUACUUCCACGGACUCCGCACAUGCAACUCCUACUGGAACUCGGUGGAACCGAUGGAGGAAGGUUUCAAGGGAAACGCCAGCGAGACGUUUGACGGAAUAGAGGAGCUCCUUCUGGGCAUGUCGUCACAGGUCACCGAACGGGAGGACAACAUCAUCACUGAGGAUCUUAGAGGGCGCGUGUUCGGCCCGUUAGAGUUUUCCCGGCGUGACCUGAUGGCGCUGAACAUCCAGCGGGGCCGGGACCACGGCCUGCCGGACUACAACACGGCCCGCGUGGAGUACGGACUGGACAGGGUAGAGAACUUCUCCGAUAUCAACCCCACACUGUUCGCACAGGAUCCGGAGCUUCUAGCAAACAUCACAGCAUUUGCAGCAGCAAACGACUGGACCACAGACAAGUGUGACAUUUGGGUGUGCGGCCUGCUGGAGACCACGGAGCGGGGUCCGGGCCCGCUGUUCAGAGAAAUCAUCAAGGACCAGUUCGAACGGAUCCGCGAUGGCGACCGGUUCUGGUUCGAGAACUACAGACAAAACGGGUUAUUCACAGAGGCUGAAGUGGACCAGAUCAGGAACAUGACACUUUAUGACAUCAUCCGUAGCAUCACCAAUAUCACAGAUAUGGACAUACAGGAGGAUGUCUUCCUCGCCACCGAGUCUCCCUGUUUCCAGCCGAAACAGCUGAGUCAGUUGGACAUGGAGCCGUGCACCCCCGACAGGCUGGGGCAACCGUCGGACUUCAAGCGGCAGACCUUCGACUACUUCAGCGGCAGCGAGUGGUCCUAUGCCCUGUCGUUCGGCGCGAUGGGACUGUUCGUAGUUGGCUGCAUUUUGGUGCUGGCGUGCCUGGCUAAGCGGAGAAAACUACAAGAAGCCAAGGAGAGGAUCGAGCACAGGAAAACUCAGACCGCCAGCUCGACGCGCAGGGAGAGCGGGGCAUCAACCAUACUGGCCUCUGAGUACAUGGGCGGGAAGGAUGGAGAACACAGCGUGCAGGUGGUGCUGGGUCCGGGGAAGGAGGUGAAGGUGCUGGACCAGUGUCUGAACACCGUGCGGACCAUCGACCUGAAGAACCACGCCAGGCUGGACAUCUACCUGGCGGUGGAGCGGAACGGAACCAUGCUGGCCAUGAAGAUUCCGAAAGAGUAUGACCUGAUUCUACAUUUCGACACGAUGGGCGAGCACAACUUCUGCCUACGUGAGCUGGAGAAGUUCUUCGGACAGGAAGGUCUGAGCUGUAACAAACACGAGAUGAAGGGUAAGGAGCUGAUGAGCAGGGUCAAGACCAAGGCUGACCGACAAAAGCUGCUAGAGAGGUUCUUCAGGAUCAACUUUGCCCAGGCGUUCAACGAAGACAACCCCAUCGAAGACAACAUGAGUUUCCGUGAGGCCCAGGAGGUCCUAUCCUGUGAGCUGACCAAGACAGAGUUUGCUCAGUGCCUGUCCAUGAAGCCGGACUCCAUAUUUGUGGAACAGAUGUUCAACUUAGUGGACAAGGACGGUAGCGGGUACAUCAAUUUCCGGGAAUUCCUGGACGUCAUUGUCAUCUUUGCUAAAGGUACUGGUGAUGACAAGGCUAAGCUGAUGUUCAACAUGUACGAUGUGAACAAAGACGGGAAACUGACCAAGGAAGAGUUCAAGAACAUGCUCAGGUCUAUGAUGGACAUGGUGAACACCGAGGUGGAACAGGAUCAGCUGAACCAGCUGGUGGACGCCAUGAUGGAGGCAGGAGGGGUGAGCGACCACGAGGUCCUAACGCUUCAGGACUUCGUCAACAUCCUGGGCGACCAGAAACACGCUCUCAACAGGGCAGGGCUGCCCAUGGAUCUGCCAGGCAACAAUAUCAAGAUUCCUGACACUAAAGGAGUCCAGGCCAGGCCAGGUUUGACAAGGGAGAAUACCAUAGUUCGGCUGAAACAAGUGCACCAAGCCUACCAUAACGAAGCAGAGAUGAUGCGACGCCGUCACACGCAGACGACCUCCGGGAUAGAGCAGGGCCUCGGGCUGCGGAUCGGCACCAAGUCCAAGGUCUACUCCACCAACAAGCUAACACAACGACUCAACAGCUUCAGCAGCAAGGUGCAGAACUACAGACUACAGAUCUUCUGGAUGACGCUGUACCUGCUGGUGACGGCCGGGAUCUUCAUAGAGAGGGCUUACUUCUACUCCAUUGAACGUGAACACGCGGGGCUGCGCAGGAUCACCGGGUUCGGCGUGUCGGUGACUCGCGGCGCGGCCAGCGGGAUGAUGUGGACCUACUCCGUCAUCCUCAUCACCAUGUGCCGCAACACCAUCACCCACAUGCGCGAGACCUUCCUGCACCGGUACAUCCCCUUCGACUCCGCCGUCGCCAUGCACAAGUUUGUCGCCAUGUCUGCGCUCUUCUUCACCAUCAUGCACUGCUUUGGUCACGGCAUCAACUUCUUCCACAUCUCCACCCAACCUGCGGACGACCUGACCUGUCUCUUCAGGGACUUCUACCACAGGUCCUUUGAUCUGCCCAAGUUUCACUACUGGCUGUAUGAGACUACUACAGGCAUGACCGGGGUCCUGCUGGUACUGGUCCUUGCUGUGAUGUACGUGUUUGCAACCCAGUACUCCCGACGUUACCUGUUCAAGGCCUUCUGGUUCACCCACAACCUGUACCCGAUCAUGUACAUCCUUACAGUUGUGCAUGGAUCCGGCCAUUUAGUGCAGGAGCCGUACUUCUAUUAUUUCCUACUGGGCCCGCUGGUCCUGUUUACUUUGGACAAACUGGUGUCCAUCAGUCGCAAGAAGGUGGAGAUUCCUGUCCUCAAGGCCGAGCUGCUACCAUCAGCCGUCACAAUGUUGGAGCUAAAGCGACCGGCUAACUUCGACUACAAGUCCGGGCAGUGGGUGCGUAUCGCCUCGGCCGCCCUGGGGAAUAACGAGUACCACCCCUUCACGCUGACCUCCGCGCCGCACGAGGACACGCUCAGCCUCCACAUCCGCUCCGUCGGACCCUGGACCAACAACCUCAGGAAGGUGUACGACCCCGCCAAGAUCGAGGGACACGAUCUCCCUAUGGUGUAUGUUGACGGCCCCUAUGGAGAGGGUCACCAGGACUGGUACAAGUUCCCCGUGGCCGUGCUGAUCGGCGGCGGGAUCGGAGUCACGCCAUUCGCCGCCAUCCUGAAGGACAUCGUGCACAAGUCAGAGAUGGGGGCCAAGUUUGUUUGCAAGAAGAUUUACUUCCUGUGGGUGACUCGGACCCAGCAGCAGUUUGAGUGGCUGACUGACAUCAUCCGGGAGGUGGAGGAGAAGGACAAGAACGACCUGGUCAGCGUGCACAUCUUCAUCACACAGUUCUACCAGAAGUUCGACCUCAGGACAACCAUGCUGUUCUACCAGAAGUUCGACCUCAGGACAACCAUGCUGUACAUCUGUGAGCGCCACUUCCAGCGUAUUUCUGGGCGGAGUCUGUUCACCGGCCUCAACUCCAUCACCCACUUCGGCCGUCCUGACUUCCAGCACUUCUUAAUGUCACUGCAGGAGGAGCAUCCAGAGACACUGUUUGGUGUGUUCAGCUGUGGACCUCCACCAAUGACAGCGGACGUUGAAAAAGCCUGUAGCGAAAUGAACAAGCUUACCUUCGGCGGCGUGUCCUUCAUUCACCACUCAGAAAACUUCUAAGACACCACAACAUUGUCUUCUCACUUAAAGUUAAAACUUUUGGUCCAACACAAAAAAUCUCUCCCCUUCGAGCAUUCGACCAAUCACUCUGGUCUUCCUCAGUAGA
Messenger RNA from Branchiostoma belcheri (Belcher's lancelet), 4991 nucleotides. RefSeq names its product dual oxidase 2-like. Gene Ontology annotation, cellular component: NADPH oxidase complex; plasma membrane. Gene Ontology annotation, molecular function: heme binding; superoxide-generating NAD(P)H oxidase activity; calcium ion binding. The coding region runs from base 59 to 4885 and encodes 1608 amino acids. Gene Ontology annotation, biological process: defense response; response to oxidative stress; superoxide anion generation. NCBI's taxonomy places the organism in Eukaryota, Metazoa, Chordata, Leptocardii, Amphioxiformes, Branchiostomatidae. The transcript is spliced from 34 exons. The record is from RefSeq and is a predicted model, not a curated record.